CCGCAUCUGACGAAUACUGUGUAAAUGCAAUACAUCGCUGCUUGAUCGGUGACCAUCAGGCGCAGCUUCCAACGUGAGAUUAAUCCACCGUUAAAUCGUGACAAACAAUCGGUGUCAACGAUGGCAGCAGUCUUUGAUAUCGAGUUGCAAGAUGCUGAAAGCUUACUACCUCACAGAGACGAGUCGGAAGACGACGACAUUAUCGAGAUUAGUACGGUGGAGUGCGACGUUGAUCUAAACGUGAAUGAAAUGGUAAGGUCAGAUAGUGUGGAGACAGUCGCAAUAUCAGAACAAAAUGUUAAUCUUGGACGCGAAAGGGUUGGACCACAGGAUUUUGAGUUAUGUAAAGUUAUUGGAAAAGGCGGUUAUGGCAAGGUUUUUCAAGUACGCAAAACAACUGGAAAUGACAGUGGCACAAUCUUUGCUAUGAAGGUUUUACGCAAGGCUUCAAUUAUAAGAAAUCAGAAAGAUACAGCUCAUACUAAAGCCGAAAGAAACAUUUUGGAAGCUGUAAAGCAUCCUUUUAUCGUAGAUCUCAAGUAUGCGUUUCAAACUGGUGGCAAGUUAUAUUUAAUAUUGGAAUAUAUGUGUGGUGGUGAGUUAUUUCGACAUUUAAUCGCUGAAGGAAUUUUCUUAGAAGACACUGCAUGUUUUUAUUUAUGCGAAAUUAUAUUGGCUCUACAACAUCUUCACUUGCAAGGAAUUAUAUACAGAGAUCUAAAACCGGAAAAUAUUCUAUUGGAUGCAGAGGGUCAUAUUAAGUUAACUGAUUUUGGAUUAUGUAAAGAGCAUAUACAGGAGGGUACAGUUACACAUACAUUCUGCGGUACUAUCGAAUACAUGGCACCUGAGAUUUUAACAAGAAGUGGACAUGGGAAAGCAGUAGACUGGUGGAGUUUGGGAAGUUUAAUGUACGAUAUGCUAACAGGAUCUCCACCAUUUACUUCAGAAAAUAGAAAAAAAACUAUUGAUAAGAUUUUGCGAGGCAAAUUGAUUCUUCCACAAUAUCUGACUCCUGAUGCUAGAGAUCUUGUUCGGAAAUUACUAAAGAGACAAGUUGCACAAAGGCUAGGUUCUGGUCCAUCAGAUGGUGAGCAAGUAAAAGCUCACCGUUUUUUUAGACAUAUCAAUUGGGAUGAUGUAAUAUCUCGAAAAUUAGAACCACCGUUUAGACCAACGUUAGCCAGUGAAGACGACGUAUCACAGUUUGAUAAGACAUUUACCACUUCUGCACCAAUAGAUUCUCCAGCAGAAUGCACGUUAAGUGAAUCAGCUAAUAGGGUAUUUCAGGGAUUUACAUAUGUCGCUCCAAGUGUGUUAGAAGAUGUUAAUUCGCAACCACGAGUUAUAAAAGCUAGAAGUCCUCGUAAAGCGACUAUGCGAGGUUUCUCACCUCGAACCACGCAUUUUCCCUUUCACAAUACACAUUUACAAAGUCACAGGCACAGUGGAGUUGGCCACAGCAAUAUGGAAGAUACAGAAAUGAUCGAAAUAGGUUAACUAUUACUGUUGAACUAGUAAAUGCUUGAUAUUUUAAUCUAACUUAAUUGCUGGAUAUUCCAGGUAUGAUAAAUUCUGUUGUGUCUCAGGGAAGGAUUUUAUAACGUAAAGAAAAUAGUGUUAGAUCAUGGAUGUGAUAUCCAUUAUUACUUUAUUGGGUAUCCAGCAGUUAUAUUUAGCUAAUUUUUUUCUUUCUUAUUCUAUAUAUUGUGUAUAAUAAUAUUAAUUAAUAUUACACUUUAAUGGCGACGCAGCAGUUAUUUGCUAGCGUUUAAGAAGAUCGAGUGAUAACAAUUAAGAUGAACAGAUUGAAAGAUAAUCUGUAACGAAAUAUACUUUUUAUUUUAAUUAGUUGCACAAAUUUCAGUUCUGAGUAAACAGGUUUAUUAAAAAGAAAGUAUAUGCACACACACACACACACACACACACACACACACUUUGUACUGCUUUUUACAUUUACAACAUACGAAUUGAUAUGCGCGGUGUAUAUCGGAUAAUUUUGUGUGUGUGUGUGUGUGUGU
Molecule: messenger RNA, 2021 nt
Organism: Dinoponera quadriceps
Lineage: Eukaryota; Metazoa; Arthropoda; Insecta; Hymenoptera; Formicidae
Product: ribosomal protein S6 kinase beta-2-like
Exons: 13
Coding region: 121-1500 (459 amino acids)
Biological process (GO): signal transduction; protein phosphorylation
Molecular function (GO): protein serine/threonine kinase activity; ATP binding
Source: RefSeq, a predicted model, not a curated record